AUGACCUUCCCUUGUACGGGAUUCUUGUAUUUUAGCACGUGCCUCGCACAGAGCGCGGAGUUUCAGCAAACAUCAGUUCUACCGAUAGUCGGCCAGUUCCUGAAUCGUCAACACUUCAAGAAUCCGCCACUUCUACAGCAGGGCCACCAGGUAAUACAGAACAGACAAAAUGAUGAGGUAGAUUUCUACAGGAACUGGAGUGACUAUAAAACAGGAUUUGGAGAUCUUCGCGGCAAUUUCUGGUUAGGUAACGAACAUAUCGUUUCCCUGACGGGUACCCCGUCUAUGCUCCGUUUACAACUGGAAUCUUUGAACGGGACAUCAGGUUAUGCUGAAUACUCGGUGUUUCAGAUUUCCAGUGAAAAGGACAAUUACAGACUGUCUGUGGACGGCUUCACUGGAAAUAUAAGUGAUUCGUUUACAUGGAACAGUGGCCAGCAGUUUUCGACAUUUGACCGAGACAAUGAUAAGGACGCGGAUUAUAACUGUGCCGUGGGAAGAGGAGGAUCAUGGUGGUACAGACAAUGUACAAGGGCCAACUUAAAUGGGAUGUACAAGCCGCCAAAGUGGAGACGUGGUAUCUACUGGGAAGGAUUCUAUCAACAGACAGAUAGAACGCUCAUGAAAACCACUAAAAUGUUGGUGAAAAAACCUUAA
Messenger RNA from Ylistrum balloti, 657 nucleotides. RefSeq names its product angiopoietin-related protein 7-like. The coding region runs from base 1 to 657 and encodes 218 amino acids. The transcript is spliced from 5 exons. The record is from RefSeq and is a predicted model, not a curated record. NCBI's taxonomy places the organism in Eukaryota, Metazoa, Mollusca, Bivalvia, Pectinida, Pectinidae.